This is a messenger RNA of Pristis pectinata (smalltooth sawfish), 6891 nucleotides long. RefSeq names its product c19h1orf109 homolog (H. sapiens) (gene airim). Gene Ontology annotation, cellular component: nucleus; cytoplasm. The transcript has 5 exons. Lineage: Eukaryota; Metazoa; Chordata; Chondrichthyes; Rhinopristiformes; Pristidae. The record is from RefSeq and is a predicted model, not a curated record. Bases 84 to 704 code for a protein of 206 amino acids.
GCUGUGGGUACUGCGCAGGCGCCGUUUAGCUGGGUCUCUAUGACGCUAGCGGGAUGCGGAGCAGGUUUCCGUAAAAGAAAUUAAUGGCUCAGAAACAAGCAUUGCUGGCUGUUCAUCAAGCCCUGGAGAAAUGCUUCCAGGCCAUUGAGAAGCAACAAAGUUUGUGGGACAGUACACUGAUGGAAUGCAGUCCACUCCUGAGCUCGUUGAGUAACCUGGCAGAGCAACUCCAGGCAUGCAACAACGUUGACUUUAAGAAUACUCCCUUUCGAGAAUUUCCUGAUCUGAAACACCGCCUGAAGUAUAAACUUACCCAAGCAAUGGAAAUCAAUUUGGAAAAUCUUGGAGAAAAAAUGAAUGUUUUGCAAAGGGUGCAGGACACAACGAGUAACCAAGUGUCGACGUGCUUCCAAAUGUACGAACUACAUGCUGACACCAUUGGUUUGACUGCAGUCCUUGAACGAUCAAGUCUCAAUCCUUCUGUGGCAGAUAUGCUGGAAUGGCUUCAAGAUGUUGAGUGGUUUUACAAAAACCAGUAUCUUGCCAAGAAAAUUUUACUUCAGAAUAUCAGCUAUGAUAAUCUGCCAAAUAUUCAAGCUCUCCCACAAUCCUGGAACAGAACGACAGAACAGGUGGAUCAGGACUUGGUUCAAGAUACUCUACUAAAGGUGGCAUUCUUCAUGGACUCUCGCCAAGGAUCAUAACCAAGCUACGGUUGUUCACUGGAACUCUUGGGGUUUUGUUUUCUCCUUUGGCAAUAGGUUUUGAAAAAGAAGCUCCUUGUCGUGUACUGAUGCAAAAGACGGCUUAGGGGCGAUCUUACUUCCUCCAUCUUGCCCUGAAUGUGGUUUAAUUAAGCCUCAAGUGCAAGCAUAGUUUGUACUUGACCUCAUUUUUAGAAUAUGUUUGUCACGUCCCUGUUUUAGUAAAUGAGCAGAUACCACCAAAUUCCAAUCGUGCUGUGGGUUUAGUACAAUGAAGAAGAUUGUGCCUAUGAUGUCACGUGCAGUAAGGUGUAUCUCACUCGCAGUCCUUUGAGAAGUAUAUUCUAUACUUCAGAAUGUGAGGGAACAGUAAAGUAGGAAGACACCUCACAGAAUACAAGCUACACAUCUUGAAAGGUAGUAUGGAAGCAAAGGUCCUGAAAGUACUAAUGGGGGCAGUAUGGGAUGCUCCUUGCCAGUGACUUUGUCUCAUUCAAAAUCUGUGGCACUGUUGAUGGUGCACUGGAGUACCCAGCAGAGUGGAGAGAUUGGUCUUGCGUGCUACAGCACAAAGACCCUCUAAAGUUUAGUAUCUUUAUGCUGCCAGUUUUCAUAAUACAAUCUGUUACUCCCAUCAAAAUAGUUCUUAUGAACUUUUAAAUUUCUCAGCCUCUCUGCCUCCUCAGAAAUACUCAGUGCCAACACCAAAGUUAUUGAUGCACUUUUGUCUGCAACAGAGCUAAGGGCCUGAUUGAGAAAGUAUAUAACGUUGUUUCCUCAAUGACAUUGCAUUAUGGUGCAACCUGCACAUUGUGGCUAGACACGCAGCCCUGGAAGUGGCAGGAUUUAUGGUGGUGUUGUGGGAGGAAAGGUAUGUUUUGGAUUCGGUUCCUCAUCCUAACUUCAACUCUUAGGAGUUUUCAAGCCAGGUGUUUUGGCAUUGUGGAGAAAGUAGAGGAAUAGAGAAGUGCAUGGUGUAAUAUGUACGUUUACAAGGGGACAAUUUUUAGGGCAUCUUAAUAUAUUUGUAAUUGAAUAAUGUAUUAUGAAGCAUUUUUUAUUCUAUUUUAUAAGUAAAUCCCUAUUGAUGGCAAUAGAUAUAAGUCACAUCUCAAAUUAUAUGUCUGUACUGUGUGUGUGUGUGUGUGUGUGUGGGGGGGGGGGGAGGUUCUGGAAGUCACUUUAUUGUCACAACCAACAUUCUGGCUAGAACGUGCAGUCAUUAGCAAAUUCUAAGAACAUUUAGUCAGGAAGGUAAGUUUUCCCAUGUUAAUAUGAUUGGAAACAAAGCAGAAACCACAAGAGGAUGUUGGGUUUAGGUCUUGAAAAUAGUUUACUGUAAAUGGAUUUGAGUCUCAUGCCUUACUGAGCUUCAGUAAGUCACUGUCAUAUUCAUGAUACAGAUAGUAUCCAGUAGAGUUGUGGAGCUAGAGUAGGGUGCUGCUACUAUAACAUCAGGAAGCAGAAUAAAAUUAGUAAGAGACAGCUUGUGGCUGAAGAAAAGAACAGGGAUUAUGAGAUUUGGAAGUCCAGAAAUGAUGGUGUAGGAGCACAGAAUAAGCCAACAGUUUGUAGCAACCAAUGUGAAGACAAAUAGAAUGCUAUGGAAAUAAUGCUUAAACCAUACAAUGCUCUGGUCAGAUUUCACCAUGGUUUGCUGCCUCAUCUCAAAGAUACUGACCAAAAAGUAAAAAUGGAGCUGAACCUUAUCAAGAAACUUGUGCCAAAAUGUCAUGGAGCGCAGCCAGAGCACUAAGACAUUGGUCCUUACAUACUCUGCUGCAUAGUACUUCCCCACCUCCUAGUCCUGCAGCCAUCGCUAAGGUAAUAGAUGUACACCUAAAUGCUGCCAUGUGGAUGGUGAUAUUUAAGAUGGCAAACAGUUCUGGUCCAUGUUGCUCCAUUUGCCAUGUGCUGUGAUUCAAAUGUCUCCCAGAAGGUGGAAGAAGACCAACUUUCCCAUUCAUAAAGACUUGGCAAAAUCACUACAAAAGCCUUUAAAAUCAAACUGGCCAUUCUGGGAAUCAGCAACUACUGUCCAUGCUGUGGGCACAUGCUCGCUAUCCAGAUUGAAGCAUCUGAGAGACUUGUCUAGUGUUGGGAAGAAAUCCCUGAUCACUGACUGCAUCGUAGCCGGUUCCUGGCUUUGACUUUCCUCAAAGAUGGUGGACAGCCCUCAACAGAAUUUGCGCAGGUCAAGGGCAAACGUGGCCACCUGCUCCACCAAUACUGAAGCGGAGUUGCAAAUGUGGCCGUAAAUCCCAAGAAUUGCUCUGAGAGCCAGUGUGGACUGGUUGGGCUGAAUGGCCCUCUUGUGAGAAAUUUGAAUAUGAAACUACUUACCAUCUGUGGAUUGACAGACUGGACAUUCAGUGAGGCUUGUCAUGUAUUAAAAGGAUAGGCUUUGCAUAUUUUUUGUCAGCUGAGUUGGUAGCACCCCUUCCUCUGAAUUAGAAGGUUGUAAAACUCCAUUUUAUGGAAUUGUGCACAAAGUCUUAAGGCAACGGCGCAAACUAAGGGAAUACUACAGCUAAGUGUUAUCCUUUAAAAGACACAUUGUCAUUGACCCUCAAUACUUUCUUGAUUUCCUCUUGGUCAGCACAGUGAUUGGACCAAAUUAUCCUCUGAUUAGGUUGAGGUACAAAAGACCUCUUGAGAACAAUGUAUGGAAGAACAUUGAGUGGGUCACCUGUCCAUACGAAGUCCAUAUUCUUUUCUGCCUUUUAACAGAUAAAACGUCUGUCAGGCUCCAAUAAGGCGAUGGAUCUGACCUAUCAAAGUUUUUCUUAGUAUUGCAUGAAAUUAGGUUUGUACACCCAAGUGCAGUUAAUAAAAAUCAUGUUUGCUCUAUUGAACCUGCAGAAACCCAUGAAUCUCAUUCCACUGCAGCAAUUAAGUAAAAUAGUUUGCUUGCCUAAGUUAUUAGUGUGCAAUGUUGACAGGGUUUUCAAAAUCAAAUUUUCCUCUGCCUUGGCAAGUUGCCCCAACAGCUCUGCAUUGAACGUUAGUCAGAUAAAUUUUUUAAAAAGCCAUGGGGAAUUUGUGGCUGGUCAUUUUGGAUAUAUUUAUGUAUAAUAAAUUCUGAGUGCAGGCUGUUAUAAAAUAGUAACUAUCUAUUCAGCAGUUUAACCAUCAUUACUGCCCUAUUUGAUUGAUGUCAAAGUCAAUUUCAAAUGCAGCCGCAGUAAUGCAUUUGUAUUCCUAUCAUUACAUUGUCAUUAACUUUUCAUUUGAGUUUCUUUUUGAAACAUUGUAGCUUUCUGACAAGGAGUAGUUACCUUGGAUGCUAUUAUUUAUUUUUGAAGGCUUGUGCAAGCUGUCUUACGAGAAAUUGAGUCCACACAUUUAUCAUACUGAGCUCACCGUUGAGAAGAUAGAGAAAAAUAUUUUGUGUUGCUGCAAGAGAAACAAAUGAGUUCAGGAGGUGGCCUCUGAAGUAGGUAAAGAAAGGCAUUCACACCUCAGUUUGCUCUGAUGCACCUGCCAGUAAUGUGGGACUCAUUACCAGAGGAUUAGUUAAGAUGAACAGCAAAAUUGUAUUUAAGGAUAAAAUUAUAAGGAAGAAAGGAAUGGAAGGAUACGCUGGCAGGGUUAGAUCUGCGGGAGGAAUGUCAGGUAACACAUAAUCACCAACGUAGGUCUGUUGGGCAAAAUGGCAUAUUCCUGUGCUGUAAGUACUUUGUUCUUUCGACCCAUAGCCUGUAAUAUAGGGAAAACUUCCAGCUAAUUUGUGUACUGCAAGAUCCCACAAAUGGCAUUGAGAUAAUUGGAUAGAUCAACUUCUUCAGCUUUUGGUUAAAAGGUUAAUGUUGUCGGGGACACUGGAAAAGGCAUCCUGCUGUUGGAAUAUUGUGCACAGUUCUGGUUGCCACACUACAAGAAGGAUGAGGCAACGUUAGAAAGUGGGAAGAAGAGAUUCACCUGGAUGUUGCUUGGAACAGAGAGCUUUACUUGUAAGGAGAGGCUGGACAGGCCGGGUUUAUUCUCAGUGGAAUGUAAGAGGCUGAAGGUGCCCUUAAAGAAGUUUAUAAAAUGAUGAGGGGCAUAAGUAGGAGAGACAACCAAAGUCUUUUCCCUAGAGUAGGGUAGUCCAAAACUAGAAGGCAUAGAUAGGCCUCAUAGUUGGCACAGAUUAUUUGUCUGAAGGGCCCGUUUCUGUGCUGCACGAUUCUAUGUUUCCAUGACUCUAAUUUGAAUAGUGACACAGGAUCUUUUGAAUCCACCUAAGGGGGAGAGGAACUUCAAUUUAAUGUCUUAGUUAAAGGGUGAUACCUCCAUCAGUGUUGUAUCAGCCUGGAUAAUACAGUCAAGGAUAAGAGCUUGUGACAGCUGAUUUCUUGGUAAGAGAGUGAGAGGGUGAGGCAGUAUUUUGUAGAAAAUAAUCACAUGCACUAUUACACACAAUGGGCCUUAAGUGGAUCAAGGAAUCAUAAAGUGGUUCCAGGAUAGGACAAUGACAUUUGAUUGGGUAAAAGAAUCAUCUUGGUGGAAGAAUAAUCCAGCUGUUCUACUUUACUCCACAUAGGCCUGCAGUUUUUCCUUCCAAACAGAUGUCACAACCUCUUACCUAUCGUUACACAACUACAAGAAGAAUUUCUAUCUAUUAAAGAUUCAGCUAUGGCUCACUGCUAGCCUCUCAUUUCCAAACCAUGUGUGGGUACAACACCAGCUCUCUUUCAACCACUCUCUCCCCAGCUGCUAUUCCAGAUCGUAAUGGUUUGCUGCAUGAAAAGGUUUCCUCCUGUGCUUCUUUUCACAAUUGUCUUCAUUCUCUAUCUUCUGAUCCUUGGCCAUAGACUGCUUCAAACAGGUAGACCAUUGAACAGACACAUGCGAGACUGGAGGACUUGUACUAGGUGUAACAAGUGUUUGAGCAGCAUCUGUGGGUAGAAAGGAUCAGUAAAUUUAAUGCUGAGUUCAAUGAGCAUAUGAUGAAUUAUACUCAGUGGCCCAGAUUUUAUACAAAAGCUGUCAGUGUUCACUUACUAUGAAAUAAAUUUGAGCACACCUUCCAGAAUCAGCACAUGCAGUUAAAUGCAGACGCUGAAAAUUGAUGAAAAUCAAUAAAAACUGCAGAGAUGGAAAUCUGAAAUAAAAAUAGAACAUGCUGGAAACACCUAGCAGAUCAGGCAUGAUCUGUGGAAAGAGAAAUAGUUAAUGUUUCAGGUCAGAGACACUUCAUCAAAACCCUUCAUCAGGGUCUUUGAUCUAAAAUGUUUGCCACAGAUGCUGCCUGACCUGCAGUGUGUUUCGAGCAUUUUCUGUUUUUAUUGGAAAUGAUGUGUGAAUCACCUUAUUCUUUAAUGGUUUGUGAUAUACCAAGACCUCACCAAAUGAAUUAGCAUUGAAAUUCAUGACAGGGUGUGAAGCUGAGUUGGUUUCCCACACAUGGCCCGCCAAGCAGGAUGGGAAAUGUAAUGAAUUGUGCAUUCAGGUAGAAGUUUAAGUUAUAAUUAUCCCCAAGUCAGCACUCUGACCAUGAAAACUUUGGUUUCUAAGAGAGGAAUUUCAUUCCUCCAGGAUUAAUCAUGAUGAUAUAUAAAGGUGCAUUUAUUUUAGCUUUCUGAUUCAAUUUCUUGACAAAAUUGAAGAUAUCGUUUAACAGCCGAAAUGCUAUUACUACAAAAACUGACAAUACAAGAUGGUGGCCGAAUGGAUUUUCAACAAGUGUUUGCAAUUAUUUUAUUGGCUUAGUGUCCAUGGUGUUGGUAGCUUUUGGUAAUAAGUUUUGGUUUGUUGUUUAUAAUGAAGGUCAGAGGUCAGCUCAGGCCUCCCUUGGUCUGCUAUUUCAUACCAUAUUAACAAUACAAGCCUCAUCCAAUCACUGCCCACAGCCUCACCCAGGGUUAGCCUGGGUGAGAAGGAUCUAUGUCCAGUUAAAGAGUCAAUGGAGGUCCCUGGCUGAAGAGGAGAUGUUCACCACUGGGUUCUUCUGCUGGAGAAAUUACACAUGAUGAAAACCAACUCAAUUAAUCCCACACUGGAUUGAUUAAGAUCCUGACUGCUAAUGUUGACCCAUCACAGAACAAGGUGGAGGUGGGUUGGUGCACCGUCAAUGGUACCCCUACAGUUGAUGUGGCUUCAGAACAGAUGAUAAUAAAUGAUGGGAUAAAGCUCUGCAAUGCAAACAAUACUAAGUGCUUUCUGGCUCUGUUUCCCAUCUCUAGAAAAUAAAAAUUGCCCACUA